Zingiber officinale is the source of this 1122-nucleotide messenger RNA. RefSeq names its product transcription factor MYB2-like. The record is from RefSeq and is a predicted model, not a curated record. Bases 174 to 929 code for a protein of 251 amino acids. Gene Ontology annotation, biological process: regulation of DNA-templated transcription. Gene Ontology annotation, cellular component: nucleus. Gene Ontology annotation, molecular function: DNA-binding transcription factor activity; sequence-specific DNA binding. NCBI's taxonomy places the organism in Eukaryota, Viridiplantae, Streptophyta, Magnoliopsida, Zingiberales, Zingiberaceae. The transcript is spliced from 3 exons.
AGUGCCAGUGAUUGUGUUGAAAUCCAUCGAGGAGUUUGAUUGCACAAGCCGAUCUAUAUAACGUCCCAGUGCACCACCUCAUCUCGGAGCACCCAACCAGAACCAGCGCCGUUUUCUCCAUCUUCUUUCCGCUCAUCUAUAGGCGGAGCCCGUUCAUACCUGAGAAGGUAGCCAUGGCGUGCAAGGCAAAAACUUGUGGCUCCGCGACAAGGAUGAGCGAGGAGGAGGUGGGGCUAAGAAAAGGGCCAUGGAGUGUGGAAGAAGACCUUCUGAUGGUGAAUUAUAUUGCCGAUCAUGGAGAAGGCCAAUGGAAUUCACUGGCCCGUAGUGCAGGGCUGAAGAGAACAGGGAAGAGCUGCCGGCUACGGUGGCUGAACUAUCUUCGUCCCGACGUCCGCCGCGGCAACAUCUCUCGGGAAGAGCAACUCCUCAUCCUGGAGCUUCACUCUCGUUGGGGAAACCGCUGGUCAAAGAUAGCACAGUGUUUGCCGGGAAGGACGGACAACGAGAUCAAGAACUACUGGAGGACGAGAGUGAAGAAGCACGCAAAACAGCUCCGGUGCGACGUCGACAGCCAGCAGUUCAAGGACGUGAUACGGCACCUGUGGGUGCCUUGGCUGGCCGAGAGAAUCCGGCCGGCGAGUUAUUCCUCCGCACCGGCAAAUGUCACAUCUCCGACGGAGGGAAAUUUGGAACGGCCGGUUCGAGCAAUGACUUGGGCUCCGCAGGGCUCGUCGGCUUCCUUCGCGAACUGCACGAGCGACGGUGGUUGUGGUCGGAUUGAGGAGAUGGGUGAUGGGUGGGCAGAAUCACUUGGACGCGGUGGAGCUUCUGAGGAACUGACGACGAUGAUGAUGAUGAUGGCGGAUCAUAUGGAAGAAGAGAGCUUGUGGAGCGUGGAAGACAUUUGGUCGUCGCAAGAGAGCUAGCUUUGUUAAAUUGAGGAAGGAAAGCAAUUGUAAAUUAAUUAAAGAGUUGUGUUCAGAAGCUUUCACUCGUUCCAAUCCCACCAUUUUGCCUAAUUCAUUCGCUCGUUUAAACAAUCCAAUGUAUUGAUUAAGAGUUAGGAGAUAUUGUUAUUCCAUAACAAUCUCCCUAGAUAACAGAUGGGGCUUGGACUUC